AUGAGCAACUACCUGUUGUACUUUUUGCUGAACAACCAAGGGCUCGACACGAACUGUUCGGUGUAUUCCUUGACCCUGGGGUCUCUCAGGUACCAGGAAUACUUUACUGGCAGAUGGCUGGAGAACAUCACGGAGGGCUUUCUUCCCGCGUACUAUGUGACAAACUGCCUGAUGACCGAUCUCCAGAAGCAGAUCGCCCAGCUUCUGUUUAACCAAUCUGACGUGGAGCGCUGGCUCAGCGACUACUACGCUAAUCCAUAUAAUGUCUCAGAUAACGGCGACGCCUUUGUGGCCUUGUUGUUUAUGAUCCUGGGCCUGUGCGUGCUGUGCUGGAUGCUUAUAUUGCUAUUCCUCCUAUCGCCAAACCAUAAGAGAAAACCGCUCAUGACCCAGAUCGCCACGGGAGUUUACUCUAUUGUGCUUACGAUUCUUUUGGCCCAGGUCACCCAGGCUUCCAGAAAAGAGUACUAUAAAGACUCUUUGGAUAUGAUCCAUAUUCUCCUGCUUGUCAACGAUAGACAAAAGUACCCCAUAGCAUUGAUCAUCCUGCAAUUCCUUACCUGCCUAGCAUUCUUCCAGCUCGUUGUCAAGAUGACAAAACAGCGAUUUAAGUUCUACAACGGCCUAAUAGGAGCCUGUUUGAUUAUUAUGUACAUUAUCGUCGACUCGGUCGACUUGGCCAUGGCCGAUAAUUACUACGACCGCAUGGCGCACAAACAAGACGAAUUCAGAGCUAUUUUUACCAUGGUUCUCAAGGUUCUAUUUAUUGUAUGGAUAAGUGUCACCCUCGGGUACCAUACGGUUCGUGGUACAGCUUCCAGCCCGCGACAAGUCUCAUACUCCAGAAGGCUUCUUCCCUUGGCUAUAUUCACUUGGUUUAUGAUAGGGCUUCAUGUCAUAAUUACCAUCUUGAUUGCAAGUUUAUGGGAAAACAAGUGGCUUGUAACCUCUUGGAUAACUUUCCUUCCCUACUUGCUCGAAAUGUACAUUCUCACAACAGCUUGGGAAUGGUUCUACUCUAUUCGCGACUUGGAACUGAGGCUUGAGCUUAUUGGAAUGCUUGGCCGUAAGAUUUCGUUGGAUGAUGUUAUGACAUUUAGCAACGCAUACUUUUCGAAGCCUGCCUCUUUCAUAAGUGCUGUUACUUGGCUUUGGAACAUGCUCACAUGUAAAGUUGCACCUGUCGCUGGCGACACAAAGGAUGUGGCAAAUAGCAUGCUUAGCGAGUCUUCAUCUACCGCAGUCAACCGAACUCCCCCUGUCACACUGAACACUACUCGCGAUAGGGAGUUGGAUCUUGGUGAGGCCAACGUGGGACAACGUCGUGAUAUGUUAUACUUUGACAAUGUCGGCGACGAACGUGAUUCUAUCAAUAAUAGUAAUAAUCGCGACAACGACAGCGACGACGAUGAUGACGAUGAGGGAGGCUACGAAGUUGAGUACAUUGACGAUGACGAAGCUUGGGAGCGUGCUGGAGGUGAUGGAAUUCGACACAGAACAGACACAAACGAUAUUUUAGGGGAGCCUCAGGAAGGCCCAUCCAGUGCUUACCAUAAUGUUGCAAACGAUAUUCUCGGUACGCAAUUUGACGACACUCAUGAACAACACGACAUGAAUGAUGAUACCUCACUUCCACCUUUCCAGCCUUUGCCUGGAUUUAGUCGCGAUGACUACUGGGAUGAGAAGUGA
This is a messenger RNA of Candidozyma haemuli, 1689 nucleotides long. RefSeq names its product Dfg16p (gene DFG16). The record is from RefSeq and is a predicted model, not a curated record. The transcript has a single exon. Gene Ontology annotation, cellular component: plasma membrane. Lineage: Eukaryota; Fungi; Ascomycota; Pichiomycetes; Serinales; Metschnikowiaceae. The coding region runs from base 1 to 1689 and encodes 562 amino acids. Gene Ontology annotation, biological process: cellular response to pH.